CAAACACUCACUUACACGCAACCGACAGGCACGGCAAGAUGUCUUCAUAUCGUACUCGCGGGGGUUAUCCCGCUAACGAAUCGUAUCGACAUCCGCCAGUCCAAAGUGACGACUUUUACGACGAUCGACCAAGAUCAAGAUCACCACACCGCAGAUACAGUUCUCCUCACAGACGAAGUCCUCCGCAUGGUAAACCAUACAAGAUCAAGGUUGAAAGAUGUGUUAGAUGAGAACAUACUGAUGGCUCCUUGUCAAACAAGAUAUUUCGAGAUCAAACAACCGAGGCGAGUUUCACAUUCGCGGUCGCAGUACGCGGAGUUCCGAUCGCAACUCCAACGCCAACAACGACCGCCGUCCUCGUGACAGACGAGACUACCAUGACGAAGACGACGAUCGUCGUCACAGAUCUCCUUCCCCUCGCCGUGGUAGAAGAAGAUACUAUGACCGAGACCGACCCUACUCGCAAGAGAAUGGUGGUGGGUCCAGUCGAAGCCUCAGCCGAAGCAGUCGCAGUCGCAGUCGACGACGGAGGACGCCUCCGGAAGAAGAGAGAGCUCUCAGUCGAGGCCAGCCGAGCAAGGAGAUCAUGAUGGAAGGCCUGGCGAGGCACCUGACCGAGAACGAUGUUCGCGAUUAUCCUUGUUGACACAUUUCCCGACCCGUGAUGAUGAACUCCGUUGCUUGUUAUAUGGAGAGACCUGUGGCUAAAAUCUGGGUUUUUAUUGGAACAGAUUUCUUCAGAGUUGAAACAUUACUAUCACGUCCAACACCUGGACGACGUGCGGGUCAUCCGCGAUCGACAGACGAGUGAGUUGUCCGGAUGUACCGAGAUGGUCGGGGGAGGGCCCAGUGUGUGAUUACUGACCGACUCGGACACGCAGAACAAUCGAGACAAUUCGGCUUUUUACGCUUCCCGACCGUUCAGGACGCGGAAGAGUUCAUGGACCGCAACUAUCCCGUUCUCUAUCUUUACGGCAAUGACGAACUGUCUACUGGAGAUGCUUCGAAAGUCCGAAUUACCUUUGGUCGUGAGCGGAAAGAGGCCCAUCGUACAGAAGAUGCGGAUUGGAUAUGUCCAAAUUGCAACGUCAACAACUUCUCAACGCGGAACAGGUGCUUCAGAUGUCAAGCGUCGAGACCAGAACCUGGCUUUGAAGCUCCGGUGAAAGCGGUAAAUGUUGGCGACAACGAUACGUCGACCGACAAUACUCCGUCACAAUUUUUACUUCUGCGUGGACUGGAGCCUUCGGUCACCGAAGAAGUACUGGUCAAAGGAGUGUCAAAACUGAACAAGCCGAGUUCGACGGCGGCACAAAAAGAUGAAGUCCCUGGCAAGAAGGUAGCGAAAGUCGCUUCGACCACUGGUGAUGCGAAUCUUGGCGCCAGAGAAGGUACAUUACGACGGAUUCUGCUUGUUCGAGAUCGAAGGAGCAACGAGAGCUGGAGAUAUGGAUUCGCGGAAUAUGCCUCGAUGGAAGAUGCACAGGCUGCACUAAAGAGGUAUAAUUCCUUUGACCGAUUCACGAUCGCUUCCAAGCAGGUUCUCGUCAGUUAUAUCCACGCUGGAGUCUUUGUGCCGGUAUUGAACCCGUCACCAGAGAUUGAGCGAUUCACAUUCAGCCCAAUCGGUAACCCUUCAAUGAAACUGGCGUACUGGGAUGAAGCCGCGUAUGUGACUGAGUUGGCCGUGUCAAUGCCCGUUGUCGGUUCUGAAGGAAAAUCGGUCCCGAAAGAUGUUGGAGGAUCCAAAACCAAAGAGGCCGAGAAGACCAAGAAGCGGAAAGCCCAGACAUCAGCCAAUGCUGAGGAUGGUAGUGCAAAGAAACCUGCUCCGUCACAUCUACAAUUCUGGAGUAAUCGUCACGCCGAGUUGCAUGGCAUCGAUCAGCCAUCAAAAGACGGCAGCGAAGCGAACUCCUCGGACGGCGGCAGUGCACCGUCAAUUCAAUCUUUUGCCGACCCAAAUCGACAUUGCUGUUACCUUUGCAUGCGCCAAUUCAACGACGUCGCCGAAGUCAACAAGCACGAACGACUGAGCGACUUUCACCGACAAAAUCUCCGGGACGAGAGUAAAGUCAAGAAAGCGACGGCGAAAUUAGAGAAGCACGGUAUUCAACACCAUGUUUCUUCUGCUGCUGCCGCCACCAACGACGAGACUACUGAUUCGACGCCUCAAUACCGUGAUCGAGCCAAGGAGCGAAGGAAGAUCUACGGUGUCAUCAACAAAAAGGGUGAACAAGUCGGAAUGGGAGUCUCCAAGGUGAAAACGUCAGACGAGGGUGACGGGGAUGAAGGAGGUGAUGACCGGCCCGUUGUUCGAUCCAAGGGAGCGUCGUUGUUGAGUAAGAUGGGAUACACGGCCGGUCAAGGUUUGGGGGCUAGUGGGGAAGGCAUGACUGCUCCUAUCGCGCAGAGCGUGUACGUUGCCGGUGUCGGCUUAGGUGCUCAAGGUGGCAAAGUCGGCGAUGCGGUAGAAGAGGCUGAACGGAACACGAAAGGACGGUACGAGGAUUUUGCCGAAAAGACGAGGGAAGGGGCACGAGAACGGUAUGCGAGGUUGGAAUAGACUGCACUAACACCAGGACAAAUAGGGGUGUGAAGUGAUCAAGCAGUGCACCGAAAACGGGGCGGGAAAGAAAAGCAAGAACAGAAUGAUUAUUUUGUUCUUUUCUUCUCAUUAUCAAAAAAACCAAAUGUUUUGUAAUGAGACAGUCUUAUCUCAUACUCUGUCUUGUUUCUCUAAAGGGUGAGAAGAAGAGAAGCUUGACUGAUAAUGCCUGGUGUUACCAAGUCAGGCAAGUAUAAGACGAGGGAGGGCGUGUCAUUGUUGACCGUCUAGAAGUCUGUCCGAGAAAGGACGAGUCCAAUCCAAAAAAAAAGGGACCAUCAGAGUCGGUGCCGACAAGCCAUGGAGAGGAUAUCACGGGGGGAGAGAGAGAGAGAGAGAGAGGAUCGACUGACGGCCUUGUGUAGGCUGCCUACUCUGUAAGUGGUCAGUUUUCGUGAAAUGUUGGUUGUUUGGUUUCCCCCCAAAAAGUCCAAACUCUUCUCAUUCAGAGUUGAAGGCGGGUAGUCAAACUUGUAAAUUUGGGUAUCUGAGGAGUGAGUAAUCGUAGGGUCGUCGUCGUUGUUGUUUUUUUGUUCGUCAAAACAUGAAAUGCAUCAUCGGGAGGGGGGAUGCCUUUGUUCAUCGAUUGUUGUACUCGUAACGGG
This is a messenger RNA of Exophiala oligosperma, 3213 nucleotides long. RefSeq lists its product as hypothetical. The transcript is spliced from 3 exons. Gene Ontology annotation, biological process: mRNA splicing, via spliceosome. NCBI's taxonomy places the organism in Eukaryota, Fungi, Ascomycota, Eurotiomycetes, Chaetothyriales, Herpotrichiellaceae. The coding region runs from base 821 to 2566 and encodes 581 amino acids. The record is from RefSeq and is a predicted model, not a curated record. Gene Ontology annotation, molecular function: RNA binding. Gene Ontology annotation, cellular component: nucleus.